AAUACAGAUCACCUUAAUAUAUGAUUGAUGAUGCCUACCUAACAAGCAAAAGACUUUCUAGAAUCUCAUCCUUUGAACUUGAUCAGCUGGCGUCUUAUUGAGUUUAUAAAUGAUUAAGCCAUUAAAUUUGUUGAUCAUUCUCAUCUUAACUUUCUAGAUCAACAUUUAUUAUAUCAAAUAUGUUAUUGAAAGAUUUUCCUCAAGAAUGUUGGGAAUCAAUCUUCAAAUUCCUUGGCCAAGGAAAAGAUUUGGAGUCUGUUUCUAUGGUCUGCAAGAAAUUCCUUUCCAUUACAAACCAAGUGAAAUUUUCUUUAACAAUACAUGAUUCCACUAUUCUAUUCCUUUCUCGGCUACUCUCGAGAUUUUUAAGGCUCAAAGCCAUAGAUUUUAGUCACUUCAAUGGUGAACUAGAAGACAUCCUUCAUCAAAUUUCACAAUCUGGGUUGGACCUUGAUUUGAUUAAUCUUUCCAACCAAAGAACACUUCCUGUUGAUGGAUUGCGAGAACUCGGUACAAAGAUGAUAAACUUGAGGGUUUUGAUUUGCUCGAACGUUGGAUCUCUUCGCGAUAGCCAUCUGAACUGCAGAUCAUUGGAAGAAAUUUCAUUCUUCCAAUGCUUCAAGAUAUCCCAAGAUGGAAUUGCUUCUGCUAUCCGAAUGAGGCCAAGUUUGUCUUCCAUUUCUUUUAACAUCGAAAAGAAAAGAAUACAUGGACCUGGUUUGACUCCCUUACCUAUUAACUUGGAUUUGAUCGAUUCAUUCGUGAGCUUGAAAAGAUUAAAUGCUAUUGAUUUAUCAAAUUCUUUUAUAUCGGAUGAGUUUCUUAUCUCAGUCGCAGACGGUGCUGUUAAUUUUCUGAAAAAACUUGUCCUUCAAGACUGUUGCAACUUUACAUUUUCAGGAAUAUUUUAUGUUUUAUCCAAAUGUCAAUAUGUUCAAUCCUUAGAUCUUCGUAAAGCCGACUUUCUAACUGAUCAAUGUAUCAACAAGUUAUCGAUAUUUCUUAUUAACUUGACCUCUAUAAACCUUAGUGGUUGUUGCCAGCUAACGAACUCAACCUUUUUCAUACUCACAAGAAAUUGUCCCUUGCUACUUGAGAUCAAAAUGGAGAGAACGUAUAUCGGGGUAGAAGGUGAGGAAGAUUCCAAUUCCAUGUCAGAUUUUGUCGUCAACCGUCAAGUAAAAGCGGUUCAUUUGGGUGAUAAUAUUUUACUGAAUGAUGCUAGUUUAAUCAAAUUCACUUCCAUUUGCGCUGGUUUACAACUUCUUGACUUAAAUGCAUGUGAAGGUAUCACUGGAGAAUGUGUUGCCGAGGUUAUGAAAAGAUGCUAUGUGAUAAGGCACUUAAACAUUGCAUAUACAGGAAUUGAAAAAUUUGAAAUAAACUUUGAAGUUUCCCAAUUGAAGGUGUUGAACUUGUCAGGAGCAAGAAUUGAAGAUGAAUCACUCUCAAUAAUCUCAAAGUGGUGCAGUGGACUAAUGUUAUUGGACAUUCAAAAUUGUUGGUAUGUUACAGCUAAGGGAGUAAGGGAAGUAAUAGAAAAUUGCAUAGCAUUGAAAGAGUUAAAUUUGAGGAAUUGCAGUUUGGUGGAUGAUGAUUUUGUUUGUGGACUAAUGCAUGCAAGGCCUUCCUUGAGAAAAAUAAUCACUCCUUCUGGUGUUGAUUUUUAUGGUUGAUUUUUCAAUGUGACAUAUAACAAGUCUUGUUUGUUCUAUGUUCUAUAUUAUACUAAUAAAUACCUUGCAUGUGUAGAUAGCAUUUUUGUGAUAAAAGAAGUUGAAAGUUGUGUGUUUA
Medicago truncatula (barrel medic) is the source of this 1794-nucleotide messenger RNA. RefSeq names its product F-box/LRR-repeat protein 2. The transcript is spliced from 2 exons. Gene Ontology annotation, molecular function: protein binding. The record is from RefSeq and is a predicted model, not a curated record. The coding region runs from base 180 to 1676 and encodes 498 amino acids. Gene Ontology annotation, cellular component: SCF ubiquitin ligase complex. Lineage: Eukaryota; Viridiplantae; Streptophyta; Magnoliopsida; Fabales; Fabaceae. Gene Ontology annotation, biological process: SCF-dependent proteasomal ubiquitin-dependent protein catabolic process.